Halteromyces radiatus is the source of this 1149-nucleotide messenger RNA. RefSeq lists its product as uncharacterized. Lineage: Eukaryota; Fungi; Mucoromycota; Mucoromycetes; Mucorales; Cunninghamellaceae. The record is from RefSeq and is a predicted model, not a curated record. The coding region runs from base 66 to 1142 and encodes 358 amino acids. The transcript has 5 exons.
UUUUUUUUUUCUUUUUUCUUUUUUCUUCUCUUUUUUCUUACUUAUUUCCUUAUUAUCAUUAUUGUAUGGAUCCUUUACCUGAUGAAAAUGAAAGUCAAUUUAGUCAUACCAACUUGGAUACUCUUCAUAAUCUUAUGAACUAUUCUAUGCCAAACUCAAUGACAUCUCUAGAAUUACCUGAUGAUAUACCACCACCUAAACGUCAAAUACAACAUGCUGAUGUACAUACACGAUUACGACAAUUAGAACAUGAUAUGGAACAAUUGACUUUAUCUAACGUUAGACUUCUUCGUACAAACCGUAUUCUCAAAUUGGACUGUGAUCGUUUGGUGGAUGAACAAACCGAAGCACUCAAAAAAGAAAUCCAGGAACUCCGAAGAAUGAAUGUACAAUUACAAAGAAGUAAUAGACUUUUACAAGAUGAUAUGAACAUAAAGACGGAAGAAUUACAUUCAUUACGCGCUGAUCAAAUCCGGCAAAUGAAAAACGUGGGACCGGAAUAUGAAUACUUGGUACAAAUGAUUCACUUACUCUAUAGACAAAUAGAUGGAAAAAGUAGUUGUGAUAAGACUUGUUGUUAUACCAAUUUACCACUUAGUCAAGGAUUUUCAGUUUUAACUUUACCACCUGAAUCUGAAGAACAAAAACCUGAAGCUCAACAUAUUUGUAGACCAGUGAUUCAUUCCAAUAUUACUGGAGGUGAUCUCGCUAGCUCAUUAGAACAAGAAAAUGGACGAUUACGACAAAGUUUAGAAGCAUUACAAGCUGAACAAGAGGAUUUAUGUCAUUUAUUAAAAGAAAAAGAAGAUGUGGCCGAAGUACUCAAAAGUGAAUUAAGGAUGAAAGAUGCUAUAGUUAGUCAACUCGAAAAGGAUUUUGAACGUAUGGAAUUAGAAGUAUUGGAUUUACAAAAGGAUUGGCGUUAUUCUGAUCGUAUCAUCAAAUCUGAUCCCUCUUUUUCUGAUAUCCACGCAUUCCCAUUACCACCAGUGAAAGAACAUCAUCAUCAUCAUCACUCUCACAACCAACAUCAACGUCACCAUAGUAAUAGUUUAGAUGAUAGUAUUAGUAUUAGUAACACCGUAUCCACAACCGAAUCAUCUCCGUGCUCCCCUGUUUCGGAAUACUCUCUUGCUGAUUAAAAAGAAA